Xiphophorus maculatus (southern platyfish) is the source of this 5858-nucleotide messenger RNA. RefSeq names its product protein Dok-7. The record is from RefSeq and is a predicted model, not a curated record. Gene Ontology annotation, molecular function: protein kinase binding. The coding region runs from base 37 to 2613 and encodes 858 amino acids. Lineage: Eukaryota; Metazoa; Chordata; Actinopteri; Cyprinodontiformes; Poeciliidae. Gene Ontology annotation, biological process: positive regulation of protein tyrosine kinase activity; neuromuscular junction development. The transcript has 13 exons.
CAGCGACUCUGCAGCUGUCAGGAACCAUGACUGAAGAUGACGGAAUCUGUUGUCGUGGAGGGAUACGCCAGACUCAGAGAGGGGAAAAAGUGGAGGACUAGGUGGCUCGUGUUUCGUAAGCCGUCGCCUGUAGCAGAUUGCCUCGUUUUAGUGGUUUUUAAAGACAAAUCAGACAAACUCCAGAGCAACAGAGAGAGGGCGAGUUUCACCUUGGAGGAGAUCUGUGGCCUGGAACCUGGACAGUGGUAUGAAGGUGCGGCUUUUACUCUGGCCAUCCUCUGCCUGAACCAGGUCGCGCUGCUGGGCUUCGACAGCAGGGAGGCCCUGCAGGCGUGGGAGCUCCGCCUGCGCUACGGCCUUGGAGAGGUUCACAGAUUCAGCGUUGGGGUUUUACCAGGGACCAAGCUGGAGGGCGGACCUGCCACUCUUCACCUGUGCAACAACCUUCUGGCCCUCGUCCGGGACUUUCCUCCCGUCAUCAUCGGCCACUGGAACCUGCCGGACCUGCGCAGAUAUGGACCGGUGCCGAAUGGAUUCGUGUUUGAAGGGGGAACAAGAUGUGGAUACUGGGCUGGUGUUUUUCUUCUGGCAGCUGCAGAGGGCGAGCAGAUCAGCUUUCUGUUCGACUGCAUCGUCAGAGGCAUCUGCCCCAGCAGAGGUCCGUUCGGACUGCGGCCCGUUUUGCCAGAACUAAAUUCAGGCCAAACCAAUUCAGAGGAGAAGCUGAACCUGGAAACUCAGGAGCUGGAGAAGCGACUGAGCAUGCUGUCUAGUGAGAGCAGCACAGUCUCAUCCACGUACUUCCCAUGUGCUGGGGGAGACGACCGCAGCAUAUCUGGCUCCUCCGACACGUCCGACACCAGCCAGUCAGACUGCAGCAUCAGCAGCAGGCUGGCCAUUUGGACCGAACCCGCCUCAAACGCCACCGGAAGCGUCUGCCACGCUGGCGCUAAGGUGCCUCUGCAGACUGUAGAGAAGCUUUCAGCCGGCCAGGGAGGCGUGGGCCGACCUUCGGCCAAGCCGCCCCGGCAGCUUCAGGACAUCGGCCGUCAGAGCUCUUCAGACAGCGGCAUCGCCACCGGCAGCCAGUCGUCCUACUCCGGGAGCUUCUCCUCGUACACAGGCAGCCUGGACAUCGCCCCAGGGGAGGACUUUGGCUCCGUGUUCAGUUUACCCCCACAGCUGGCUCUAGAGCUAAGCCCGUGCAGUUGUCCCACUGCUCCUGGACAGGAGUACCAGGUGCCAACAUCGCUUCUUGGGUACCUCUAUGACUCUCCCAGGAGAGUGUUGCAUGAAGCGAGUGGGGGCGACAAAGACUGUGAGCCCUUUAAAUCAACUGAAGACCACCCUGUUCCUUCAGACUGCCCAACAGAGUCUGAUUUGGGGGGCGCAGGUGGAGCGACAACAGCUGAGGUUCAGUCAGAGGCGACGGAUGGACAAUCAGAUCCUGCACACGCACAGGGCCCUUCAAGUGACGGCAGGAAAACAAAGGCGCUGCCCUCUAGUGGGUCCUCUCUUACCUGCAGCUCCCUCUCUGCCUCCAAAACUGUAGUGGCCAUCUGCUCAGUGUGUGGUGGGUUUAAGGGUAACCCCUGCAUCCAAAUGGGUUCUUCAGGAAUACCAACCUUACCAGUGAAGAAUACUCUGGACACGUACCGGGCCUCCACUGGAUGCAUGACCGAGUCACCAAGAGGGCAGCCGGGUGAGGAGUCUCUGCCGCCAAAGAGAGGAGAGAGAAAAAUAUCCGACCUCUUAUCUGAUCUGCUCAGCUUCCUGAGUGCAGGCGGCCAGCCGCACACGGCGAACCUGUACGAGUCGAUGAGCCCCGCUCCGGCAAAUGAGCUCAUUUUGGCACAGGCUGCGCCGCCGUGGGGCUCCCAGCAGGACAAAAGAGCUGUCGUUUAUGAAAACUGUUUGAAGUGUCGAGGAGAGCUCUGCCAACCUCCGCUGCAGGUCGCGCCUGCUAAAAUGCCCCGCAGGACAAUUCAUGGUUGUCGGAGCUUCCCGACUGGACUGUACCUGAAGAAAAGCCAAGGCAGUGACAGAACUGCUGAUGAGGAGCUGCUUCACGAACUCCUCAGGGACGUUGAUGAGCGGCGGCGGCCGGAAGAUGUAAAUGACUCGACAGGAAGUGAGGAGAAAAAGCUUGACAGUAAAGAAGAACGACGCAGAGCUGAUCCUGCUUAUGAGGUCAUGGAGAGUCGGAUGCCGGAGAAACACCCAGAGGCUGAAGAGAAGAGCAAAUACGAGCUGAUGGGCAGCUACAGCCAGCAGAGGUUCCUCCAAGAGGCUGAAGGGGCAGCGUUUGUUUUCCCUCCAGAGGCUGCGCUUCCCGAGAGACCCCGGAGCGAAAGCGUCACGUACGUGAAUAUUCCCGUCAGCCCGACGUCUAAGAAACAACUCAACUACAUGGAGCUGGAGCUGCAGGAGCCGGGCCACAGCACCAGAGGGACUGUCGCACAUCUGCCGUCUCAAAGAAAAAGCUCCACCAGGUAUGCUCAGAUCGACAUCACCGCGACAGAGAUGGCUCACAAAGUUGGCACGCAGCACGCCCUGGGCAGGCAGGAGGGCCUGCACGGCCUGGAGCAGAGGAGAAAGGGAACGCCGCAUUGACUCCAUGGUUUGGAUUCGCUGCACUGGACUGUAUCCAUCAGAGAUGUGAAGAACUUGAUGGGAGCGUUUGUUUUCUGUUCUUUUACGAUUUCUAAGCACACGUUGGGUUUACACAUGCUAGAAUCCAAGAACAUGCCGUGUUCACGUUGUUAGGCAGGCUUUCUGCUUCUGUAACCCAAGAAGCUGUGAUAACGGUUGUGCGGUUUUGCAUGUAGCCAGGUGCAAUAUUUCCACCUCGUUAGCUCAGAAGUUGGUUGCAUCAUUAAAUGGCUCUGCGCCAACUGAAAGGAGAAGGCACUGACCCAGAGAUGAGUCACGGCCCAAAUACCUCCCCCUCACUCAGCUACACCUCUGUGGACCAUGCCACAGAGCGCAUUUUAUCAUCAUUUGGGAAAACAACAGAGAUGAAGCAAGAGGUAAUUAUUCCACGAGGUAAUUAUUAAUUACGUUGUGCUAAGCUGCUCGGAUUUGGCCUAAACCGUCCAUCCACUCUUACUCAGAGAGCUGUGCAGGAGAAGUAAAGGAUGAGUUGUGGUGGAAAGGAGAAUCUGUAAUUGUUUCACAUUUCUCCACUACGCCUGGUGACCUGCGUUGGCCUGCUGUGACUAACAGAUGCUGUUUAUUGUUUGAACAGAAUCUGAGUGCUGCUUUCUUUGCUUCUUCUGUCAUCGUGGGACGGGAUUUACUGUGGGAAACUAUUUAUGAAUUCUGCAAAGAUGAGAAAAACAAUGUUUGGAAAUUUUCUUUGAGAUUUUUAAAUGACAACAAUGUUUAUUUUGUGUCCUUUAAUUUUUCCUCUUUUCUUGUGCGUACAUUGGUAAACCUCGAUAGACUGUUGUUUUUGUCUCAUAUUCUGCUACGUUUCCCCUGCUGUUGACUUCAAGAAGACGUUUAUUUCAAGCAUAACAUUUGAUACAUAAGUUAAGAUGUAUGGAGAAUUUAUAAUUUGUGCUUUUUAGGUAAAAUUUUAUUUUUUAGUAAGUUAUUUAUUACUACAACUUUGUGUGUAUUUCAGUGUUUACAGUUGCAGUGAAAAAUUUCCAUGCACCCAUUAGGGGCCUUUAUUUAUGUUUUAUAUUUUUAAUGAUUGAUUUGAUGAUAAUGCACCAGUACCACUACUGGCAAACGACCCCCACAGCAUGCCUCUGCCCCCACCAUGCUUUAUAGUUGGUGCAGCAUUGUUGGGUUUGAAAACCUCACCUUGAUUCAUCCAAGCUCACCCAUUUACACUGAGACCAAAUCCUUUGAGUGUCACAUUUCUCUCCAGAAGAUCUCAUUCAUGUAGGCGGUUGCACAUUUUAGUCUUUCUUCAAGGUGUAAAUUUUGGAGCAUCAGCUUCGUUUUUGGUUGAUACUCUGUGGGCAGAGAUACCUAUGAUCCUGUAUUUUCUACUUCUUUGCAGCCUUGUGGCGUGUUCCUGAACUGACUAUUCUCCUUCCAUCUGAGCGUGUUGUUUUUGUCUUUGUCCAAGCUUUCCUGAAAGUAAGUGAAAUAAUCUUAAACUGGGGUAAAAAAAGCUAAAGAUUAAAUAUUUGGUUUGUGCCCAUGGUUCAUAAUAUCCAUGCUCUUGCUAAUAGUGUGUAAACUUCUGACCAGAACUAUACAGUCAAACUCCAGUCAGAUUCAGUGUCUAUUUUUUCAGAAGACAUUAAUAGAGUAGCAUUGAGAAACCACAGAGCCACAUUAAUGAGUCUACAUACCUUAAAGAGUGCCAAGUACUGAUUUCCCGACUGUUUUUCUGGGAAUGCCCCCCAAAAAGACACCAAUCACCGCACAUUGUCAACAUGUAAUCAAAAGAGAUUUACCGUAUUUUUUGGACUAUAAGCUGCUACUAUUUUCUUACGCUUCGAUCUAUGCGGCUUACAGCCCGGUGCAGCUCUUCUGUGGAUUUUUCUCCAACCGCCAGGGGGCUCUGUAGCAGGAAGUGAAUCAUUGGAAGUCAAAAUUGGAAAUCAAAGAAGAAAGUGCUGAUUUUCAUUUAGAACAAGCACAUGCUAGCAGCAGCACGACUGAGAAAUGUUUUCAAACUCAGACCCACUCAUCAAGGAAAUCACACGGAGAAGUUCAUAUGAUGCAGCUUUUAAGUUGAAGGCGAUCGAUCUGGCGGUGCAGAUCGACAGCCUUCGAUCUGUAACGAAUCGGCGUGAACGAAUCCAAGGUUCGGCGUUGGAGACGCAGGGCUGCGUCCUUACUAACAGAUUUAUUAAAGACGCAGCUCUUUGCUGUGUCCUUGUGAAAAACCGAGAGCGGCAGAGAUACCAGCAGCUUAUAGCCCGGUGCGGUUUAUAUAUGUACGUUUCCAGUUGUUUUUUAAACUUUGUGGGUGCGUCUUAUAGUGAGGUGCGCUUUGUAGUCCGGAAAAUACGGUAAUCCUGAAUUCUUUCAUCAAAAACACUUAUAAGUUAAAAUGUAAAGAUAAACUCAUGUCUGACAGGGACAUUGUAGUUUCCUUUGUAAUUUCUCUGCAGAAAAUGUUUUCAUCUGAAACAUAAAAUAUGCAAAAUGUGCUGGGAUAUGAGAUAUGCGUUUAUAAAAGUCAGAGAUUCAGAUUUAUUGUUUUCAGACGAUCAAUGUUGUAAGAGGUUAGUGUCUUCUGUCUCUGGCUUUAAUUUUCUCCACUAACAUUGGUGGUUGAUUACUACAGUUUGAUAAUCAUGUAAUGCAGUAAGAAAGAAAACUGAAUCACUCAUUUCCCAGAAAUAUGUAAAUUGUAAAUAAAAUGGGAUGAAUAUUAAACCUUUUAAAAUUUGUGUUAAUUUAAUUUUGAUGGCUGGAUUCUUCAAGGAGUUAAACCAUCUCCCAUCAGCAGCUGGGAGUGGGAAAACCUGAACAGAUCAACUUCAGGAAAGGUAACAAAAAAAGAUACAAAUUGAAGAACGUGUAAAUGUCUAAAACGUACAGAAAGGAUAAUCUGGACAACUUGUCAGCAACUUAGAGCUGCAGGUUUCAGAAGUGGCUCAUGACGAAGCACUGCUAAACAAUUUAAUUGCAAUAUUCUUAAAUAUACAGUUUAAUUCUGUUUAUUUAUAUGGCACCAAUUAACAAAAACAUUGUCUCAAAAGAAUCAUUUUAAUUCAAUCAUACAUGCAUACCAAUUGGUCCUAGCUAUCAGUAACAGUACAGUGAGCUCUAUUAAUUUUUCUAAUUAAUUAAUAAAUUUUUUCAAGUUAAAAAGUUUCUAUCUAAGGAAACCCAGCAGGUUGCACUAAGUUAUUGACUUGCAGCAUUUCCUCCUCCUGGAUGAG